AUGACGCCACCGGCCCUUGACACCGCCCCCAAUCCAGCCAAUCCGGAGCCGCUACGUCACCCCAGCAUAGCCAAUCCGCGGAGCGACGGCGGGGCAGCUAUCGCUCCGCACAGGUGGGGCGGGCAAGCGGGAGGGAUCCAAACCCCAUGUGGGGGUCACGUGACACGGGUUCAGGCACCCACGUGGGGUGCGGGGUCACACGGGCGGGGCGGGGCCGGGCUCACGCGGGACGCAUGGAGCCGCCGGGGCCGCGCGUGGGCUUCGUGGGCGCCGGGCGCAUGGCGCUGGGGGUGGCCCCGUGUCCCCCCAGGGAAGGUGCCGGCCGCCCAGGUCUGGGCCAGCGCCCCCAGCACCCGCAACCUGCGCGCCUUCGAGGAGCUGGGCUGCAGGACCACGCACAGCAAUGGCGAGGUCGUGCAGAGCUGCAUCCUGGUCUUCCUGGCCACCAAGCCCCACGUCCUGCCCGGCGUCCUGCAGGAGAUCGCCCCCCUCGUGACCCCGAACCACGUCCUCGUGUCGCUGGUGGCGGGGGUCACGCUGCAGACCCUGGAGCAGAUGCUGCCCCCCGGGACCAAGGUGCUGCGGUUCAUGCCCAACCUGCCAUGCGUGGUGCAGGCGGGGGCGGUGGUGUUCGCGCGGGGGCGCUGCGCGGGGGAGCGCGAAGCUGCCGUGCUGCAGGGCCUGCUGGCGGCCUGCGGGCUGUGCGAGGAGGUCCCCGAGUCCUACAUCGACAUCCACACCGGGCUCAGCGGCAGCGGGGUGGCCUAUGUCUACAUGUUUGCUGAAGCUCUGGCAGAGGGAGCGGUGAAGAUGGGCAUGUCCGGGCCCCUGGCCAGCCGGAUCGCUGCCCAGACCCUGCUGGGAGCAGCCAAGAUGAUGCUGGAGACGGGGGAGCACCCGGCCAAACUGCGGGCGGACGUGUGCACGCCCGGCGGCACCACCAUCCACGCCCUGCACGAGCUGGAGAAGGGCGGGCUGCGGGCUGCUGUCAUGAACGCCGUGGAGGCUGGCACCAUUCGGGCCCGUGAGCUGGGCAAGAACUAGGGCCUGCAGCGCGGCACCACGGAGGCUGCCUGGAGCAUGCCAGGCCGCGGCAGGCGUUGCCGUCCUAGUCCUGCUCCUUCGUGGACUGCCCAGGGAGGUGGCUUUCCAUGGGAGGGUUGGGGCCUGGGCCUGCUCCAUGCCUGCUGGUUGUGUUCUCAGUGGGCCAUGGCUCCAAUAAAUGGUGCAGGCAGCUGCUGCGCUGUUCCCCUGGCUCCUCGGGGUCUCCUGUGUCCUGCGAUCAUAGAGAAGUGAGGCUGGAAGAGACCGGCAGAGGUCACAUCCAGUUCAACUCCUUUCUGAGGCAGGAUCAGCCCUGUCCAAACCAGCCCAGACGCAUCCAUCGUCUAAACUUUGUAAAACUGCUGUCAUCCCUGACAGCACCAGGUAGGACACCCUUCCUGCCCCCAGUGCAGCGUCGGUUUGAGCCCGAGUGGAGGGGCAGGACCCUGCUGUGUUGGUUCCAGCAGGAGCAUCGGCGCAGCCCAGUAGCUGCCCAACCUCUCCUUGACCACCUCCAGUGAUGGAGUGUCUCCCACUUCCCUGGGCAUCUCUCCCACUGCCUCCCUGCCCUGAACCAUGGAGGUUUUUCCUGACAUCCAACCUAAACCUGCUUUGACACAACUUCAA
Messenger RNA from Gavialis gangeticus (Gharial), 1671 nucleotides. RefSeq names its product pyrroline-5-carboxylate reductase-like (gene PYCR3). The transcript has 6 exons. Lineage: Eukaryota; Metazoa; Chordata; Crocodylia; Gavialidae. Gene Ontology annotation, molecular function: pyrroline-5-carboxylate reductase activity. The coding region runs from base 1 to 1044 and encodes 347 amino acids. The record is from RefSeq and is a predicted model, not a curated record. Gene Ontology annotation, biological process: L-proline biosynthetic process.